Molecule: messenger RNA, 3012 nt
Organism: Ciona intestinalis (vase tunicate)
Lineage: Eukaryota; Metazoa; Chordata; Ascidiacea; Phlebobranchia; Cionidae
Source: RefSeq, a predicted model, not a curated record
CGUCUUUGUAUUUACAGUAUAGAAUAACUCCCUUAUGACCAUGGCCUACAAUAAGCCUUUACUGUUCUUGGCAAUAUUGUUGGCAGUUCCCAAUGUAUGGUCCUUGUUUACGCCAGAGACGGAUUCACUUUGCAAAAUAUCAUUGUAUUCUCGCAAGCCAUGUUCGUCUCUGCCGCUCACACGGGAAUCAUGCGUCGCAAGAGGUUGCUGCUACGAUGCGAGGGUGACUUAUGGCAGGUGUUAUAGACGAAGUAGAAAACCUGUGAUGUUAUUUGGGCCAACCAGACUUCCAAGAGUAACAUCUGCAAAUCCACGAACAGGUUUCAAUGGGGAUAAUGUUUCUACUGAAGAUAAUGUAGUUAUGGACUAUAUAAUUGGAAGGGUUCUUGGAUCAGAUUAUAACAGAAUCAAGUUGAUUGAAUCGUACAGAAGAACGAAUGCACCGAAUAUAGGAGUUAAAUCAAAUCUACAAAACGUUGGGGGUGAACCAGGAUAUUCUGGAUCAAAGUUUCUUAAAACUUGCAAUCCAAUACAAUAUGAAAAAAGAUGUGGAAAUUCAUUCUAUGCAACAGAAUAUUCCUGUGAGAGAUGGAAUUGCUGUUGGGACAAUGUAACACGUGCAUGCUACCAUGCUGUUAAUAAUGUUCUUCGUUUGCGGCCAAGUUGUUCCCCAGGUUUCACCAACCCUCCUCAAUGUAAUGAUAUUAAUGAAUGUCUCUCCAACCCGUGUAUUAACGGAGGAAUUUGUAUCAACCUAAUCAACUCCUAUCAAUGCCAAUGUCCACAACCUGCAGUUGGACCAAACUGCCAGUUACCUUGUGAUAGUUCUCCUUGUCUCAACAAUGGAGGUUGUAACAAUGUUAUGUCUUCAUACACUUGUACAUGCGCUCCUGGUUUUGUUGGCAGUCGAUGUGAAACAGCCAGCACCAGCUGCUCCCCAAAUCCCUGUGUAAAUGGAAGGUGUAUAAAUGGUGUCAACUCAUAUACUUGCACGUGCAACCCUGGGUGGCAAGGAACCAACUGUGAUUCAAAUAUCAAUGAUUGCUCUCCAAAUCCUUGCAAAAAUGGAGCUUGUAUGGAUGGUGUCAACUCAUAUACAUGUACAUGUACAACAGGAUGGCAAGGGACUAACUGUGAUUCAAAUAUUGACGAUUGUUUACCAAAUCCUUGUGUAAAUGGAGCUUGUACAGAUGGUGUGAACUCAUAUACAUGCGCAUGCAAUGCUGGAUGGCAAGGAACUAAUUGUGAUUCAAAUAUUGAUAAUUGUUCACCGAAUCCAUGUGUGAAUGGAGCUUGUAUGGAUGGUGUCAACUCGUAUACAUGCACAUGUACUUCUGGAUGGCAAGGGACUAACUGUGAUUCAAAUAUUGACGAUUGUUCUCCAAAUCCUUGUGUAAAUGGAGUUUGUACAGAUGGUGUCAACUCAUAUACAUGUGCAUGCAAUGCUGGAUGGCAGGGGGCUACCUGUAAUUCAAAUGGAAACAAUUGUUCACCAAAUCCUUGCCUAAAUGGAGCAUGUACUGAUGGUGUCAACUCGUAUACUUGCGCUUGUACUGCUGGGUGGCAAGGAACCAACUGUGAUACAAAUAUCAAUGAUUGCUCUCCAAAUCCUUGCAAAAAUGGAGCUUGUAUGGAUGGUGUCAACUCAUAUACAUGCACAUGUACAACAGGAUGGCAAGGGACUAACUGCGAUUCCAAUAUUGAUGACUGUUCACCAAAUCCCUGCAAAAAUGGAGCAUGUACUGAUGGUGUCAACUCCUAUACAUGUGCUUGUACUACUGGGUGGCAAGGAACAAACUGUGAUACAAAUAUUGACGAUUGUUUACCAAAUCCUUGCGUAAAUGGAGCUUGUACAGAUGGUGUCAACUCAUAUACAUGUGCGUGUACUACUGGCUGGCAAGGAACCAACUGUGAUUCAAAUAUUGAUGAUUGCUCACCAAAUCCCUGCAAAAAUGGAGCUUGUACCGAUGGUGUCAACUCAUAUACAUGUGCUUGUACUACUGGGUGGCAGGGGACCAACUGUGAUUCAAAUAUUGAUGACUGUUCACCAAACCCUUGCAAAAAUGGAGUUUGUACAGAUGGUGUCAACUCCUAUACAUGUGCUUGUACUGCUGGGUGGCAAGGAACCAACUGUGAUUCAAAUAUUGACGAUUGUUCUCCAAACCCUUGCAAAAAUGGAGCUUGUACUGAUGGUGUCAACUCAUAUACAUGUGCUUGUACUACUGGGUGGCAGGGAACCAACUGUGAUUCAAAUAUUGACGAUUGUUCACCAAAUCCUUGCGUAAAUGGAGCUUGUACCGAUGGUGUCAACUCAUAUACAUGUGCGUGUACUACUGGCUGGCAAGGAACCAACUGUGAUCAAGAUAUUAAUGAAUGUUCCGAGUCCAAUAAUUGUGCAGUUUGCGUCAAUCGAGUUCCACUAUAUUUUUGCCUUUGUGAAUCUGGAAGUUAUGAAGGAAUCUUAUGCAGAUGGGCAAUUAUAGGUUCAACAACCUACCGAGUCCCUGCCACAACAACAGCAACCAGUUACGCUGCAGCAAACACAAUAUGUGCGGGCCUUGAUGAAGGUGGUGGUUACCUUGGUGAACCAACGUCUACAAACCUUCCAACCAUCCUCACUAAAGUUGUUGCACGUAGCACGUUCGUUAGCGGAUACAUGUGGAUCAAUGUCGUUCGUAGUUCAGGUUCGACUUGGAACUUUGGAAAAAGUAACACGGUUGCUACAACCAACUUUGAAUCUGAAGCCAACGUAGUGAAUAACUGCGCUGUGAUGAGAAUAUCUGAUUUCAAAUGGAUUAUUGUAUCUUGUACUUCAUUCACUGCUGAUGUGUUUUGUGAAAGAGCAAUCACUGGAAAAACAACAUCACCCUAGCUUGUAAAAGUUUUUUUUUGCCAUUUUGAGAUUUUAUCUUCUAUGCCACACUUUAUCAUGAAAAUAUCUGUACAUAAUGUCUGAAAUGAUAUGAGUUUUGAUUUUUUGCUAUUUUAAUAAAAUUCUCUGACAAUUUGUCA